This is a messenger RNA of Caenorhabditis auriculariae, 12152 nucleotides long. The record is from the annotation of a GenBank genome assembly. Lineage: Eukaryota; Metazoa; Nematoda; Chromadorea; Rhabditida; Rhabditidae.
AUGGCGAAGCGACGGAAAUCGAAGGAAACCGAAAAAUCUCGGUCAGUACCGCCGAGACGAGGCCGGACUCUCUGCUGCUGCAGCUCCAUCGGCGCCACUCUCUCCCCUGCCGACCCGAAACAGCUUCUCGCCUCGCCCACCAGCUCCUGCUAUGGUAUUUUUAUAUAUUUCAUCCACUUAACACGGCUUUUAACAGUUUGAUCGCAUGCAAGAUUGCAUAACUCCUUGCGGACCCUUAAGGAAUUUCGAAGGCUUUGUUGUGACCGUUUCGCAGCCGCGACGCGUUGAGCCAUUCCGCAUGCGACCGAGGUCUUCCGGGGCUGAUGGGUUAAUCACUGCGUAAUCAUGAUUAUAGCUUUAUCACGCUUUUUUGUAUAGAGCUCACCAGUACUUCACAUUAAUAUUUUUCCUUCCUGUCAACUUUUUCCAAUUAUGAAUCUAGCGAUUUCGAGGCCUUUCUGACCGAGCGCAAGCAUAGUCCAUUAAUGGCUAUCUUGGGAAGUCUCAGUUUUCCUUCAGCUUCUUGUUUAGAUUCGUUGGAAACCUUGUUUUCAACUUUUUUUUUCUGAAAGUUUGAUUUUACUUCAGAUCAAUUCAAUUCUUGGUCCCGUGGUUGAGGCUUAUUCGUGUCUCAAAUUUUUUCAGGUCUAUGGAAAAGGCUAGUUAAUUAACUUCCAAUUCAUAAUGAACUAUUGAAUUUUGUGUUCCUGUUCUCAUAUUCACAGAAAAAUCGACUAUUUUCAAACUUUGUUUCGAUUUGAAAAUCUGCAUCUCCUUCAUUACUAGUUUGUCGAGCUUAAAUUGGUUGGAGAAAAUCUAUUUGUCUGAAAGUUUGAUUAUUGCUCAAACGGUAGACUAAAAGGUCUCGCAAACGUGAGAAAGACGCCUUUUUUAGAAUAAUUUUCGUUUUUUCUUCUCACGAUUGGACACUCCAUAAUUCAUAGAAUAGUGUCAGUUUCCUUGCUUCCUGCGAAGAUUUCACGUUAUAUCGAACGUCUUCUGUGACUUGAGAGUUUCGGAAAACACUUCCUAUUUGAACUGACCACUGCUUUCAUCCCUACAGCCACUCUCAAAUCAUUUAUUCAUUAAUUUUUAUUAACAGUGUAUGCUUUAGGGCUUCCUCAAUUCCUCAAUAUCUUGUGUCACGCUUCCAAUGCUCUGAGAUAAUCCAUUAGGCUUUUCCGGUGUUAUCCAAAUUUUUGAGAGUAAAAAGUUGUCUUGUGAUUUCAGUGAUUAUCUUUUUCUUGCUUUCUGCAUCAAAUAUUCUUCUUCCUGCUUAGUAUCUGGAGGAUAGAGACACUUUUUCGAGUCGAAUUAUUUUAGUUAGCGGGUUCUAAGUAGGCGUAUUGGUUGACCAUGAGGCAGGUGAAUAUGGAAUUUCUUGAGCGUCGAAGAAAAAAGAAAAAAAAAAGUUUAUUUUUAUUUUCGGAAGUUCAAAGACUCGUCAUUGAUCUAGCAAGUUUUUGACGUCUAUUUGGACUUCUAAUUUCUCGAUGUUCAGACCAAAUAUAGAUUCGGCUCCGAACGGAAAAGCAAGGCCGUUUCGGGGUAUCGAAUUAAUUAAGAGCCACGGGAAUAACACUGAGUUCUUUUUUUAAGCUGCGCCAAAGGCUCCAGCGACGUUUAUUCAAAUUGGGUGCGUGUGUGCGACUUUUUCAAAAUAAAAGUGUUUCUGACGUUUAUUUGGAAAUAAUUCCUUGGGAGACUCGAGCGUUUCAAAGUAUUUUUAGACUUUGAGAAGUGAAGAGCUCAAAUAAGUUCGAAUUUGAAUGAAGAAAAAAACACUUUCAUUUAUGUUUUAUCAUGUUCCGAACAAGUCUGUGGAGCUUAUUCUACAAAAACGCUGAAUCCGUGUCUUGCAAGACGGUAAAAAGCUUAUGAAUUGGAAUCUAAUCUGUCUUCGACUAACUUGCAAAUGCUGGGGCUGAGAUAUUUCCUGUCGCCGUUCCGGUUUUCCUUUUAACUGCCAGGGAUGCAGUCGUAAACAAGGGAGAAAAGUCUUUUUCCAACUUGAAUUUAUUUUCUUUUUUUUUUUUCAAAACUCUGUUCACAAUCGAAAAUUCUAAUGAAAACGAAAUGAAGAUGAAAUUUGAAAUUUGAUACAUAUUAUAUAAUAUACUUCAAAAAGGAAUUAUAAUUGGGUGCUUUAGAUCUGAGAAGCUUAAGAAAGAAUUGAAAAUAGAAAUUUCAAAAAUUCUUGAAAAUUUUAUUUCAGGAAAAUUCUGCAAAAACUCUUCAAAAAUUGACUAAUUCGGGAUUUCUGCAUUCUUCAAUGUUUGAAAAAAAAUAGAGAAGCAUCAAACAAAGGAAAAUAUGUGAUGUGUUUACGGCGAACCGCUUCGCGGCCGCAUCCGUCACAAUCACGAAGGCCGCGAAAAUCAGGCGUUGUUUCUAUUACUUUCAAAACGAUGGCCUUGGGAGUUUGAAGAACGCAAAAAAGAAAUAAACAAGUAGUCCUUUUCUGUCAAAUUGUUCUCUUGAAGUAGUUAUGGCAAAUGCUGACUGAAUUAGUGUCCGGGACGUUUUAUGAGAUGCAAUGGACCUCCGAGGCCUCGCUUUCCUCUGUUUUCCUCCCACUUCUCCGGCAGUUCCAGUCCUGAACUAGGCGUUGUUCUUGCCGACUUUCCAGGUGUUGAUCGUUCAGAUGGACUGGAUGUUCAAGAUCCCGUUGAUCCGAGGUUUGGCUUCGAAAUCGAACCCCUAAGGAGUUUUCAACGGUUUUCCAGAAGCUUUUCGCAGCUAGUCCAAAAGAACUCUGCGCGACAAUUUCUGGCAAAGUGUAAUUUGUCCUGGGAUGUUGGGUUUUCUUGGCGACUCGGCUCACUCUUUCCUUGCGCUUUCAAGUUUGGAACUCACCCUUAUUCGGCCACUUUUCCGACCUCUGUAAUUUCCGGCUUUUUAUCCUCUCAAUUAUGUAUAUGCCUCUCAGCGUUUUAUUGUGUAUAAUUGGGCCUUUUUUCUCGGCCUUGUCGUCUCAGAUUUUUCUUGAUGGUGGUCGUUUGGUAGCUCUCAAGAUUCCGUUUCGGCGUCCGGAAUAUAUUUUAUUCUUUUUUUUUGAGUAAUUUUUCUCCGUAAAAUUACAGUUUCUCCGAAAAUACCUACUGUAAUUUUAGUAGAAUUUUACGUAACUAGAAAUAAAGCAGAGAAGUUUUUUUCAAAAGCCGAUUUAGCCAUUACUUUCAAGAACUUCUUUGCCUAUUGAAAGCGUCUCUCAGACCUUGAGAUUUGUUCAUAGGUUCUGAUCUAUUUUCUCAAUUCUAUUUUUGAGUCCUUUUUUCAGAAUCUGCUUCUCAUUAGAGAAACUAUUAUGGAUUUUUGAUGUUGCUAUAAGGAUGAUUAUAAUGUCGAAAAAUUAAUUCUCCAAUAAAUUUUCUAGAAUUCCUAUUCCAAAUAAUAAAACACGCACAACCUGAUCAUGAAAUAUUGAACUUUUUCUUCUGAGAAAAUGUCCAAACAAAUGCAAAAACUGUGGUUUUUCUAGAAUAUCGAGUUUUUGGCCGCAACCUAAGUGUCUAACGCAAACACAAGAAAACGCCUUUUCUGAUGAAAAAUUCCAGAAGUGUCCAGUUACUUCAUGUAUUUCAUAACGAGUGUUGCAGGCGGAAUCGCUGCAGCGACGACGAGCGCGACGGCGACGGCGAUGGGCGGUCGUGCCGGGUCCGGCGGCGGCAACGCGUCGCCCAUGUACCCAGCGACGGUAAUCACCUUUUUGUCUCUUCCACAUGAAUUGAACUCAUCUUGAUAAAUUGAAGAAAGAAACUUUGCUGAAACGUACUAGAAUCCGUAAAAAAUGAUUUUUGAGGUAUUAAUGUCAUUUUUUCGAGCUUUUUUUUAUCGGAUGGUCCACUCGGAAUUAUACGCAAGUUCAUGUUUUUUUAUAAAAAAAAUAUUGAUUUAAAAAAAGUUAGAAUUCUUGCAAAAAGCCCAUUUUUGCAGCAAAGAUGCUCUAUGGACGAAAUAGCAUUUUUGAAUUUUCCUUUAUUUUUCUCACCAUCUCCAGAUUUAAAUUUUUUCUGUUGCUCUCUUGUAUCAUUCUGCCAUAAGAGCCACCGAUUAAGAUAAAGUUUUUAUAUAUUUGGAACAUUUAUUUUGCAAAAGUUUUCAUCAUAGGAAAAAAGGAGUUUUCAACAUAAAAAUAAAUAAAUAAAUGCCUUUUGAGCGGAAUUCGAAAAAGUGAAGUGCUUUAUUAAAAUAUUAAUUAUUGGAGGAAACAGAAGAUGCGAGUUUCGGACCUUCGAAGAGUUAUUCUCGUAGUUUUAUCGCAAUAAUUUGAAGACGUCGAGAAGGUCGUCGUUGGACACUGGCGACGAGGCGACGUCGCCUUCUGGAUGUCGUCAUAAGCCCUCGUCCCAUUUCGUUCUUGAACUUCCCGCCGUUUCGAAUCGAUGUGCGUUUCAUUCAUUUGGAAAUUAAGAAGUUAGAAAGUGCAGCAGUAAUGGUUUUGGAAUCGAGAGUUUUUUGACCAUUUUUUGAAUCUUUCAGCCGAUUUUCUUCUUUUCUUUUCAGAAAGUUCUGCUCUCAUUUUUCCGCUUUUCAGCUUGAAUUUCCGACUUAUUAUUUUUUCUACGAGUGUAAGCUUUUACGGGCUUCUCUUUGGAAAAAAGAAGUUGGUUAUCCUCUACAUGAUUUUUUACUUGUUUUCGAUGGUAUCGACCCAAUUAUUUCUCUCAAUUCUAACCUCAAAAACUUCUUCGAUAGGUUCAAGUUGGGAAAUAUUUUGGAGGAGCGGUUUUCGAAUGCAUUUUUGAGCGAUCGCCAGAGAACAAAAUGUUCUCAGGCUGUUAUUGGCUCGUUUUUUGGGACGGAAAUGUCCUCAUACCGCCGCUUCUCCCAUUGAUACUCCACAAAGGCGUCCGAUAGAGUGGAGUUUGGGAAGAAGGAGGGAAACCUUGGCAUUUUCGGGUUGAGUGAUGUCAUUAUGUAUCUGUCAAAGUAAGCGAAAUCGGAGAUACAAAUCAAACUCUGUUUGUCAGAUCGAGCCGGUAUUUUUCUUGACUUUGUGGAUAUGAAACUUCGAAAAGCGAGCCAUGAAGAAUUACUUCACAACUAAUUUCUUGAUUUAAAAAAAUGUUUAUAUCUUGUAUUCUUUUGGAAACCCUCACUUUAUGACGAUAUUCAUGUUUUAAUCACCUCGCCCAGGCGAAGCUUUGCAAACGGGAGAAAAAUGCGAACACAUUACUUGUCACACUAAGACAUUACGCAUUUAUUGGAAGAAGACGUCCAAAGAUGCGGAAAUUAAAUUUUCUCUCGUUCUGAAAUGAAAAAGAAAAAAAUGCGCGAUAUGUGGGAAAAAAUAGUAGAAUCCGCUUUGUUGGGCUUCUCCUCGUGAGGGGGAUUUUCGGAAUAUCCUUGGAAAUGUGGGAGUUUGAACGGAGGGAACGGGGGGAUUGAUCUACGCCAAUUUUUUUUUUUUUUGAAAUGAUCAAUUAUUUUAUUUUUUCUGCUCAUAAAAUUGCUGAGAAUUUGUAUGUGUCUUGUUUCCCUUCAAAUUUGAAAAAAUGUGGCUUGAAGGGACUAAAACUCUACUUAAAGUUGAAAAAUUAGACAAUUAGGCUUUUCGUAUGUGAAAUACCUCAUAACUAAUCCAGAAGAUUUAUAAGAUCAGAAGGAAACCAUUUUUUUAUUUGUUUUUUUAUUAAUUUAUAAAAAAAUUUUUUUGUUGAAAAGUUGUGUUUUUUUAAAAAUAAGAGGCGUUUCUUUCAUGCGCUGAUCUAAAAAUAGUUUUUUUAGUUCCUUAUUUUUUUGGAAAAUGAAGUAAAAUUUUUCAGUCUGUAUGUCACUGCGAAAAAGUGAAUUUAUAAAAAAUAUCUGCUGUAUUUCAAAAGCACCUUGAUAUGAGUAAAAUUUUUGAAAUAAUCAGUUCUUUCCAUAAUUUUUUCAAUGUCGAUUUGACCAAAACUCACUUUUUCACAAGUCCCUACCUAAUAAUUUUCACAAUAUUUUUGAAUCCUAUUUCUUUCGAUGUCCUUACUGUUGUGGAAAUCAGUGUUCUAGUUAUUAUGAACUCAAAAUUCACGUCUCCAAGAAGCACUCAGAUCUCGGCAUUUCGAAGCAGAAAAGAGCCACAAAAGAUAAGCUUUUUAUUGCAGUCCUAUGACAUUUUCAUCGAGAGCAUUCCGCGAAAAAUAUGUUGAUAGAUUAUUUGAGGAUUAUGGCUACGGUAAUGUUAUUGUUUGAAUAGAUAAAUGAGAAGUUUGACCUUGUUGAACAGAGGAAAAUAAUGAGAAUGAUGUGGAUGGAAAAAAAAAGUCUUCAUGAAUAAUCUUUCCUAAUAUAGAAAAAGAGGAGAAUGACCCAGAAUGAACACGAGCAAUGGUCUUGGAGCGAAAAGUUCGAAUUGAGAUAAUAUAAUUUAUUAAUCGCGGUCUUGUGAUAAAAAAUAUUACGGAAGCCUCUCUUCUUGUGCACUUUUUUUUGUUAAAAUUGUAAAAUCGUUUGUAAUUGUCUCGAGCUAGCGGUUAAUGAACUGUAAUCAUGAAGAAGUUUCUUGUAGUCUGAGCUCUGGGAUUUUUGAAAAUUUGGUGAUAGAUAUGGGGUAAGAGAGUUUACUUUUAAGGAAGGAUUAGGUCUCAAACCAAAAAUGGUUUUUUUGAAAGUGUAUACCUCUACAACUAGACACUUUGAGGGCCUUCAUCUGUACCUUUCGGGGUUUUUUUUCUAGCGAAAUUACACAGGACUCCAAAUUUCACCUCAAAAUGACCGCAGGUGUUAGAAAAUAAAUAUCUUCCUGGCAUUAUGCCAUAGAAAAAGGACACUUUUUUUCUCUGAAUGAACCUCGAACGCACUCAACGAAAAGAUGCAACUCAUUUGAUUAGACACAAUCGACCGACGACUUCAUUCUGCAAGAUCCGACCGCGAGCAAGUGCCGGACUCUCGUUAGCCGCCUUGUCCGGGAUCCUGCAGCAGGAAGCCUUUUUUGGCCUUUUCAAACCUCGCAGCUUUUCCUAGGGGUUUUCGGUUUUUUCUUUUCGCAAGAAUGGUAAAUGGUUUGUCUAGAAGUAGUCCCACGUUAGUUAUUCAGAUCGAUUGAUCCAAGAAAUUUACCUUUAUCACACGUGAGGUAGAGAUGAAAUCCAUUACAACCUCUGCUCUGAAUAACCUCAAAUAUUUUCUAAUAGUUAAAAAACAAUGAAAGAAGACAAUUUUUUGGAGGAAGAGUAAUGUGCCUCGAUCUUUUCCAUGUUUAAAAAUUUAGUUAUUUCUUCAGGUAAUUCAUAAAGUAAUAUGGAAAUCGAGUUGAUCAAAAGCUGGUAGUUUCUAAUUUUUGAAGAUCUUUUCAAAUUAAGGUGUAAAUAAUUUUUUUCCUGUCAAAAUAAGAAUCAAAAAGUUUCAAAAAGUUAUCCAGAAAGUAUCCAGGAUAUUUGAAUUUUUUUUUUCAAAACUGAGGCUUUUGAAAGAUUCAAAUAGAAGACAUUUUUAUAGUAAGCUCACGAUUUUUUAUUACGAAGAAAAUCUUAUUAACUUUCAGUAUUUCUCGAAAAUUUGCCAAGCUUCAUAGUUUUGAGAAUGCUCAUUAAAAAUGUGUAGCCUAACCUAUCGAUGUAGGCUUCUUCGAUACCAAGUGGCACACGGCGUUUUACUCUAGUAAUUAAAGUUUUCGGUUAUCUCGAUCUUGAUGCGAAUUCUUCUGCAUCUCACUAUCUUUUUUUUUGCGGCAGUCCAAGUAUUUUGAAAUAGCUUAGUUGUAUUCAUUUUACGGGGAUAUUUAUAGAGAUUUAUAGCUUUUCAGCUUUUUUUUUACGAUUAUGGGUAGUUUUUAAAAUUUUAUUGUUUCAUAAAUUUCCCUUGUUUUUCAAUUUCCUCAGCGCAAAAAGCAACGCGUUUAAUUUUAAUUGCGUGUGAUUUUAUUUUACAAGAAAGGUAAUUUUAUUUUUUGGUUUAGUUUUUUCUAAAAAUUGACCAGAAUAUUCCUUUGACGUACCAGAUGAAGGUACAGAAAUUCACAACCUGCAUAGCUUUUUAAAUUCUCAAGAAAAAAAGGUCUUGGAAUCGGAGGAAAUCGUCGAAAUUCGUAAAAAUAGGCUUUUUCUUUAAAAAAUUAUCUCAAAUAAUCUUUUUGAAAAAAAGACAUCUUUUUUUACAUAAUAAAAAAAUUCUUUAAAUUUUUCAAAAAGCCGCUUCAGAGAUAGCCGGCAAACAGAUAAAAGUACUAAGAAGGACUAUAAGUCGAAUUUAUACUCGUUGAGUCCUUGAUGCUGAUUAUAGUUCAUUUUUUCCUACUUUUUUCUACUUUUUCUUUAAUUUACAAACUUUGCCAUUUACGGGAAAAGGUAGACAUGGGACCAAAGUGACGAACAAAAAAUUGAGAGAGUUGGACAAAAAUCGGAAAGAGCAAAGGAAAGGAAUGUAAAUGCGAUUUAGGGCCCAGUCAAAAACGCUGCUCUCUUCUUCUUGCUUUUCACUUUCCCUUAUUGCCGCAAAAAGGCUUUUUUUCUUGCUUUUGUAGUUUGAAACAGUGUGUGGUCGAUUCGAAACAUAUAUCUGCUCUUUUUAAAAUUGAAAAUAGGGUUGAAUCUUUGAAGUAGGAAUCAGCUCUGUGUAAAAAAUUAUGAAAGUUUAUUCACAAAAUUUUUUUAAACGUAAAUUGCUUACUGUUUUAUUCGAAGGCUCAUACCCUCUGGUAUUAUUUUUACAAAAUUUUAGGUGUUUUUCAAAGAUCGUAAUUAUUAUUUUUUUGCGGAGAAAUGUGUGCUGUUUUUUUAAAAUUUCUUUUGAUUUCUUAACUCAUCGAUUCCAUUUUUAGCCUUUUAAACUUCUACAUAAUCCUACUUUUUUUCCUGUUUUUUUGGGCAAUUUUUUUAACUGAAGGAAUUUUUUUUUAGAAGAAAUGAGAUCAGCUUAAAAAUUAGUUUAGAGGAACCCAGAAUAAUUGCUUUUCGUUCAACUUCAAAAGAAAAGGUUCCCUCGAAAUGUUUUGGUCAGCCUUUUUUUCGAAAUUGUUUUCUCGGAAUUUCCAUUCUUCUUUUUGGAAGUAUUCUCGAUUUUUUUUGCUCACAGGUUUUUAGAAAAAAAACUUAGUGAUAGGAAAAGCUUAUAAGUUUGAACUAGAAGUUCGCUCUAUAGCUAAUUAUGACGAGAAAAAAGAAAGCUAGCGAUCAAAUUACAUGUUCAUCCGCCAAUGAGUUUCAACUUCUCCGCCCGAUGGACCAUUGAAAUUUUUAUAUUUCAGUUCACUUUCACCCGUUUCGAACACGAAAUUCGUACUUUUUGGUCGGCUUGAGUUAUAUCGAAAUCAGUAGCUUCAAGGACAAAGACUUGAAAAUAUAAAGAUGCUGAAAACCAAGGAAAAAAAAAGUAAAAAAGUAAAAGGAAAUAAAAUGUUUCUUUGAAAUGAAAUCUUUCUUUUUUUAUAAAUAAGAGAACGGGAUCUGUACAUAUUUUUGAAUGAGCGCUGAGUUCCAAUUUCAGAUACACAAUGAUUUAAGUUUUUGCUAGAUAACCCAUAUUUGAAUGAUCUUAUGCUCGAAAAGCUUCUAAGACUUCUUUUUUGUCUUCCUCAUAACUGCGAAUUUUUAUCCUCCUGAAUUCAUAAUUAUUGAGAUUUUCCUCUUCUAGCUUUUUCAAUGUCCACCGCAUCGUUUUUGACGAAAAUCUCAAUAAACUUGAAAAAUGAUGUAUUUCAGAAAUGCAUCUGUUGGGGUCCAAUGAAUCCUGAAUGAAGUGGUUUUGACGCCGCGAUUCGUCCCAUAAUUCGCGGCCAGACAAAAAAGGACUUCCAGUAAAGAUAUCCUUGGAGAGAAAUUGGGCUCAGUUCGUCCCAAUUUUCCGCCCAUUUUCUGCUUCUCUUCAGAAAUUACUCGCAUAUUUGGGCUGUUCUCAAGUUUUUCAAGUUGUUCAAGUAUCGCUAUUCGCGCUGCUGAUAUUCUUUUGAAACUCUCGAUUCCGAAACCCUAGGAAUUACUGCUGCAAAUCUGGAAAAUGUCGGGUUCAAUGUUAACUUCUUCGAUGCUUAUAGUGAGGAAGCUCAGCGAGGCCUUCUUCAAUGCUCAACACGGCGACAAAAUCGGUCAGUUCCUCUUUUUGAACUUUUUUUUUGCCUUAUCACGAGUUAAACAAGUCUCAAAGAUAUCACAUUUGAAAAAAAUAAAUAUUCAGCAGGUCGAAUGAUCAGUUUGGCUCUCAGAAGUUUAAGUAAUGGAAUCAGAAAGAAAAUAGAAAUGUUUAAUAAAGUCACUCGGUCGUGUAGUUCAUCCAUUUCAGCUGCUUGCAGAAAAAUUCAAAGUUUAUGUUGAAAUUAGCCAUUCUUUGAGAUCAAAACGUUCUCCAAUGAUUCCAAUGAACUCUGGGAUCAUUAUCUAUAUAUUUAAAAAGUUCUCCAAAGGAAAAACUUUUUUUGUCAUUUUAUUAUGGCUGCAAAAUUGCGUCAAAUAACUUAGAAAAAAUUUUUUUUGAAUCGAUAAAGAUUAGUACAGAAAAUAAUUAAUGCAAAGCACGAUGAACUUCUAUUUGUCUGAAUUGCAGGACUGUUUUUUCCUUUCGCUAAAAAUUAUUCAUAGAACUUGGCGUGAGUGGGUGUGUUUUCGUUUUUUAUAUUUUUCCCAAUCUUGGAACUCAAAAAUAGGCUCUGUGAAUAUUUAUUUUCGAAUUCUCGAAAAUCUUGUUGCUACGACUGAAAGGGCUUGCGUUCCAAAUUUUUGCGAUUUUUACCACUGAUAUUUUUUUCCAUAACCAUUAUUGACUUGAAAUUUUUUAAUGGACUAUCUCUGAAAUCUGUAAUAUCUUCGGAAACUCAGAGAACCUUUAUUUCUUUGAGGUGUUCUUCUACUGGCUGUAGCUGAACGAUUUUCGCUCGGUUUUUGGAACUAUUUACGAGACCUAAAUUUAUAAAUAAGAUUGAAACUUCUCAAAUAAGUUGAAGUGAUUAUUUUUCCCAAAAUGUUUUUUUGAAAUUAAUCUACGUUCAUCCAAACGCUCAAACAAGCAUUACAAACAAAUUUCUUUUUCCAAAAAAAAAUCUGGUUGGAAAUAAAUAAAGCAUGACGUGGGGAAGGACGGCUCUUUACUAUUUCUGUCAUCUUCUGGUUAUUUAUCCGCUUCUUGACGUCAUACCAGGCCGUCCUCUGUAAUUAAGUGAAAAGGAAAGGCUCCAGGAUUCAUUUAUCAUCUGGAUCGAUUCUCACAUUUUCAGAUCUAAAUUUGCUGUCAGUUCUAAGAAGAACCGAAUAACUGAAGAGGUUUUUGAGAUGAGUAGAUUAAUUUGAUUCUUGUUCGAGGUUUUCUCAUCUCUUUUCCUUUUUUGCCCUAAGAUUAUGCCGGAUUUCUGGGAAUCCUCUUCCAAAAAAGGGCUGCGAUUCCUUUGAGAGAUAUUCUCCGUGCUCCACUUCCUCCUUCAGAUUCAUACGUUCUUGUUUUUCGGGCAAAGGGUGAAACAUUCUAGUUUUGGUGCUUGAAUAGUUUGUAUUUUUGGAACAUUAAAUUUUUUUCAAUAUUAAUGAGAAAGAUCUUUUUUAAACUCUUCGUAUUGCUGGUCCAAGUAAAGGCUUUACUGUAAAGCAGAGAAUCUUUAAAAAAAUUUAUUUUUAUUCUGUUGAAAAAAACUUAGAGUGGCUAUUUACGAUUUAGAAGCUUUCUGGAAUCAUUCAAAAAAAAAAUCAAAAAAGAUUUGAGGACAUCCAAAUGAAAAAUAUAUAUGAAUAAAAAAAAAAACUUUUUUUGCACUAUUUUUUUCCGAAUAAUUCAGAUAUUUCCGGAAGUCGUUUUUUUGAAUUUCUAUUCCAACAAAAAAAUUUUCUAUUCCAACAAAAAAUUGAAUGACUCACAGCGUAACGGCUGCGAAGCAGUUAUCAAUAAAGAGCGCCAGACCAAAAUCGACUUACGCGUCUUCAUAUGAAGCUUCUUGUGAGUCCAACAGAAACGGCUGAGCCAUUCCAAGUGCUACCAAAACGUUCAAUGUCGUGGCGAUUAAAGUGUAACUUCUGAUAACCAAUCAUUUUUCACGUAGAAAGAACACGGGAUGCAUGGAAGACUUGGCUGGCCGUUCAAGUUGUUCUGCUUGGUUUCCUUCUUUCUUUUCUUCCCUUUUUUUGAGGACAAUUGUCGCGAAAGUCGAUUUGUGCAACACGGCGUGUAUCUUUAUUGGCCCCGUAGGAAAUCAGCCCACGUAUUUCCUGCUUUCGCUCAACGAAUUCCCCGCUUCUCCGAGAGCCUUCUGA